Malus domestica (apple) is the source of this 1308-nucleotide messenger RNA. RefSeq names its product homeobox-leucine zipper protein HAT22-like. Gene Ontology annotation, biological process: regulation of DNA-templated transcription. NCBI's taxonomy places the organism in Eukaryota, Viridiplantae, Streptophyta, Magnoliopsida, Rosales, Rosaceae. The record is from RefSeq and is a predicted model, not a curated record. Gene Ontology annotation, molecular function: DNA-binding transcription factor activity, RNA polymerase II-specific; sequence-specific DNA binding.
CGCCCCCACAAAAGUCUCAUUCCUAAUUCUCUCUCUCUCUCUCUCUCUCUCUCUCUCAAACUCAUAACGCACACCCUUCUACUCCCAUAACUUUAACCAUAUAUAUUAUCUCUCCCAACCCCCCACUUCACAUAACAAACCACCAAUUACAUCUCCUCCUCCUUCUUCUCCUCUUCUGCCAAAUGGGUUUUGAUGAUCAUGCUUGUAACACAGGCCUUGUAUUAGGCUUAGGUCUCACAUCGUCUGCUUCUCUGGAGAGUUCUAACCCUAUAACGUUUGCAAAGAAUAAUAUUAAGCCUUCCCUAAAUUCUGCUCCAACGAGUGGUGCUUUUGAGCCAUCCUUAACUUUAGGUCUUUUUGGUGAGCCGUAUCAUCAACAAAUGGUAGCCUCCAAUAUUUACAAGGUUGGUAAUUCUUCUCAGGAGGAAACAGUUGAUUUGUACAGGCAAGCUGCAGCAGCGUCCUCUCCUCACAGUCAUAGCGCAGUCUCUAACUCCUUCUCUAGUGGUAGAGUGGUCAAGAGGGAGAGAGACAUCAGCAGUGAAGAGGUUGAGGUCGAUGAGAAAGUUUCCUCAAGAGUGAGUGAUGAAGAUGAAGACGGUUCUAAUCCUAGAAAGAAGCUUAGGCUCACCAAGGAACAAUCUGCUCUCUUAGAGGAAAGCUUCAAACAACAUAGCACUCUAAAUCCUAAGCAAAAGCAAGCUUUAGCCAGGCAGUUAAACUUGAGGCCAAGACAAGUGGAAGUAUGGUUCCAAAAUAGGAGAGCCAGGACAAAGCUUAAGCAAACUGAGGUAGACUGUGAGUUCUUGAAGAAGUGCUGUGAAACACUAACAGAUGAGAACAGGAGGCUACAAAAAGAGCUGAUAGAACUCAAGGCACUGAAAUUAAGCCAACCUUUGUACAUGCACAUGCCAGCAGCCACCCUCACUAUGUGUCCAUCUUGUGAAAGAAUCGGAGGUGUGGGUAGCGAGGGAUCAUCCAAGAGCCCAUUUUCUAUGGCUCCAAAACCUCACUUUUACAAUCACUUUACCAAUCCCUCAGCAGCUUGUUGAUUAGGAAAUUAAUUAUUGUUGUGUUAGAAAUGGAUUUAAGAGAAAUCAAACCCUCAUGAUCCCUAUAUUUUUGGUUAAGGGCUUUGUAGUGGAACGAAGGACUAGUGUAAUUAAUAUGUAGAAAAUAGUUGUUACUGAUCAAUUACUUAUACUUUUUUUUUAAUUAUAUAUGUUUGUAAAUCGUCAAGAAAUAUAUAUCUAUGAAGGGUAUAUAUCUAUGAAGGGUAUAUAUCCAUGAAGGGAUUACUAUUGCUUA